This is a messenger RNA of Zophobas morio, 702 nucleotides long. Its product is annotated as acidic fibroblast growth factor intracellular-binding protein B-like. Gene Ontology annotation, cellular component: nucleus. The transcript has 4 exons. Bases 1 to 702 code for a protein of 233 amino acids. NCBI's taxonomy places the organism in Eukaryota, Metazoa, Arthropoda, Insecta, Coleoptera, Tenebrionidae. The record is from RefSeq and is a predicted model, not a curated record.
AUGAGGUUAGAGAACGACUAUCGAAGUUAUUCUUCUGAAAAAACAGCACAGUCGGAGUUCAAUUCUGAAGAAAAUGAAUCUAGUGAAAAAUUAAAAUAUUUUGUUAGCGAGGUGAACGAUAACUACAGAAACUUUCAAUUACUCCUACACUUUCUUAAGCAGCCAAAGUAUUUUGAAACUCAAAGUCUUUUUCAUAUAUCGGACUCUUGCAAAAGAUUUUUAGUUGAAAGUUAUUACGAAAUAAAUGAUAAUAUUGCUCGUGAAAUUAUUGGUAAAAAAUUAUCUGCUAGAACUCUUAGGGAGAGUGAACUUAGUGAUAGAACGGGAUUGUCAACAUACCUUUGCAAGUUACAGUUUGAAAAUAUAAAAAGAAUUUAUCGCUUUGUUGAAGAUAAGGAAGGCAGUCUUUUUCGAAUUAUUAAAGAAAAUUUUUAUUUAUCGGAUAAACUCUCUCUCUGUUACAGUCGUAUUAUAUUUUUGUGCCGCUAUAGGAUCUACUGCGGGAAGAAAAGGUUAAGAAAAUAUAAAUUAGAAGACUUUAUGGCUUGUGCUGGUUUAAUGAUGCAGUAUUGGUCUCCUCCACGGCAGCUGGCUAUUAAAAUACUGGACGACAACUUUUUUUUAAAUUGUUCGCAAGUACAAAUCCGUAUUAAUCCGUUUUUUGCUAGUCAUGGACCUUUGUGUACAACAAUUUCUUUAUAG